AUGGCAGCUCGUCCUACUGUGAACGUGCGAGGAGUCGACGGCGCGGCUAAGGGAUCGCUCCCUUUGCCUGCGGUUUUUACCGUCCCCAUCCGCCCUGACGUUAUCGAGCAGAUUCACUCGCAACUUGCGAAGAACAAGCGCCAGCCUUACGCUGUUGCCUCUAACGCCGGACAUCAGACCUCCGCUGAGUCCUGGGGUACUGGUCGUGCCGUUGCGCGUAUCCCCCGUGUUGGCGGUGGUGGCACGCACCGCUCCGGUCAGGCCGCCUUUGGCAACAUGGCCCGCGGUGGUCACAUGUUCAACCCUACCAAGGUCUGGCGCCGCUGGUUCAUCAAGACCAACCAGACUCAGCGCCGCAUUGCGACUGCGUCUGCGUUGGCCGCGACUGCGCUUCCCUCUUUGGUUCUUGCCCGCGGUCACCGUGUCGAGCAGAUUGAAGAGGUGCCCUUGAUUGUCUCUAGCGAGAUUGAGUCGUACACCAGGACCAAGGAGGCCGUCAACGUCCUCAAGGCCCUCAACGCCUACGAUGACGUUUUGAAGUCUUCCAACUCGCGCAAGAUCCGUGCUGGUGUUGGCAAGCUCCGCAAUCGUCGCCACAAGCAGCGCCGUGGUCCUUUGGUUAUUUACAACGAGGACAAUGGUCUUGUCAAGGCUUUCCGCAACCUGCCCGGUGUUGAGCUGGUCAAUGUGCACCAGCUCAACCUUCUUCAACUUGCUCCGGGUGGCCACAUUGGCCGUUUUGUGAUUUGGACUGAGGACGCCUUUAAGCAGCUCGACAGCAUUUUUGGCACUUAUGACACUGCCUCUGAGAUUAAGAAGGGCUUCCGUCUUCCCAGCGCAAAGAUUUCUAUGCCCGACGUUACCCGUCUCAUCAACUCUGACGAGAUCCAGAGCGUUGUGCGCCCGGCUGGCCCCAAGCAAACCAAGCGUCCCUUUACGCAGAAGAAGAACCCCCUGCGCAACCGUGCCGUUCUCUUCCGUCUCAACCCUUACGCGCAGGCGUCUAUUCGCAACGAGAUCCGCGAGCAGGCGAUGCGCCGCGACGGCAAGCUCAAGAAGAACACAAGGGCUCCCCGUACCAAGACGGACACUCGCUUUUUCGAGCAGCUCUUUGCUCCUUAA
This is a messenger RNA of Malassezia vespertilionis, 1122 nucleotides long. RefSeq lists its product as uncharacterized. Gene Ontology annotation, cellular component: ribosome; cytosolic large ribosomal subunit. Gene Ontology annotation, biological process: translation. Gene Ontology annotation, molecular function: structural constituent of ribosome; RNA binding. The transcript has 2 exons. Lineage: Eukaryota; Fungi; Basidiomycota; Malasseziomycetes; Malasseziales; Malasseziaceae. The coding region runs from base 1 to 1122 and encodes 373 amino acids. The record is from RefSeq and is a predicted model, not a curated record.